ACCUCUUUAAAGUUCUAACCUCUCUCACUUUGACACACACUCUCACUCUCACUCUCACUCUCACACUCUCCAAGUUGGUGGGUUUCCAAGAGAGAUCUGAAAUAGACUACUACUGUUAACUGUGUGUAAAUUUGGGAUAUAGCGAUCAAAGAAUGAAGAGACUCAGCAACUCUGAUUCCUUGGGUGGUUUGAUGUCCAUCUGUCCCAACGCUACAGAGGAAGAAAGCAAUAAUCCGAUGUACGCGAGGGAGUUCCAGACGAUGCUGGAGGGUUUGGAGGAGGAGGAAUCGGGGCACGUGUCGGAGAAGAAACGGAGAUUGAGCGUGGAUCAGGUCAAGGCAUUGGAGAAGAAUUUCGAGGUCGAGAAUAAGCUUGAGCCGGAGAGGAAAGUCAAGCUGGCUCAGGAGCUCGGUCUGCAGCCGCGCCAGGUCGCCGUCUGGUUCCAGAACCGCCGCGCGCGCUGGAAGACCAAGCAGUUGGAGAGAGACUACGGCGGCCUCAAGGCCAGCUACGACGGCCUCAAGCUCAACUUCGAGAGGCUCCAACGCGACAAUGAAUCUCUACUCAAAGAGAUUCGCGAGCUCAAAUCGAAGCUCAACGGAGAUGACGAGGAGAAGACGAGACUCGAAAGUGAGAUCGGCGACGCAGUUCUCAGGCGAGCUGGCGCGGCCGAAGAGCGCGGACGUGGACGUGGACUACCACGCGCAGAGGAUGAACAUAAGCUCGCUGACGUCGAUGUCGGCGAAGUUGAGGAGGAGGAUGUUCAUGUUCGGGCCGGUGAAAUUCAAGCCGGAGAUGGAGCUGGGCGCUCUCAAACAGAGGCAGGCCAAGCUGGCGGAGAAGCCCACUGCCCCGGAGAAGGACGUGCCCUCGCAGCCCGAGCCCGAGCCGGAAAAGGUAGCGACGCCUGCAGAAGAAAAGAAAGAAAUAGGAAAGAAAGAAGAUGA
Salvia miltiorrhiza (redroot sage) is the source of this 947-nucleotide messenger RNA. Its product is annotated as homeobox-leucine zipper protein ATHB-6-like. Gene Ontology annotation, molecular function: sequence-specific DNA binding; DNA-binding transcription factor activity, RNA polymerase II-specific. Bases 153 to 947 code for a protein of 264 amino acids. Gene Ontology annotation, cellular component: nucleus. Lineage: Eukaryota; Viridiplantae; Streptophyta; Magnoliopsida; Lamiales; Lamiaceae. The transcript has a single exon. The record is from RefSeq and is a predicted model, not a curated record. Gene Ontology annotation, biological process: positive regulation of DNA-templated transcription.